Molecule: messenger RNA, 2199 nt
Organism: Eremothecium sinecaudum
Lineage: Eukaryota; Fungi; Ascomycota; Saccharomycetes; Saccharomycetales; Saccharomycetaceae
Product: HDL127Wp
Exons: 1
Coding region: 1-2199 (732 amino acids)
Source: RefSeq, a predicted model, not a curated record
AUGACGCUGUACAAAAUGGAGGAUUUUCUAAAUUUGGAUGAUAGUAAGUUCAAUGAAGUAGUAGACACAGAGUUAUAUCCAAAUUCGCAAGACUUUACCUCUGGGGGAUUUGGUAAUCCGUCGGUUGGCGUACCUGCUAUUAUUGCAGAUGUACCGAAAUUGUCGCGCCUGUCUGAGCUUUCAUUAUUACCACAAUACAAUAGUAACUCAAGCAACCGUAUUGAGAAGAAGUCGGUCCAAAAGCACAAAAAGGAUAGGGUACUUAAGUCGUUUGUAAAGGCUAUUGACAAAACCCUGGAGACUUCCGAUAGUAGUAUACUUUCCUCGACACCUUCGCCGAAAUCUAUUUUUUCUUACGGUUUUUCGUCGUCUUUGGAUGAUGAAAGGCCACUUUCUAUGGUUGAAGAGCACUUACUAUUGCCUCAAGAUGACGCAUAUAUCAACGAAAAUGUGUCUAUAUUCAAGUUGGCUUUAGAGAAGUCUCCAGUUUCUUCACCUCGUGAGCAGGCGCAAACCGAAAGAAAUGUUUUCUCAAUUCCUAAUGUCAGUUAUGGAUUUGACUUCAGCACGAUGCCAGACACGCAUAAUAGGCAGUUGCUGCAGUCGCAGCAAUUACAACACAAUACACCGCAAGAGCUGGAUUGGCAGCCGGUGUUUCAGCAACAGCAUCAGCAACAGCAACUACAACAAAAUCAAUUACAUCUACAACAAGAAGAAGAUGGGCAAAAUCUGCGCAAUCUCCAUCACAGUCAUCAACUGCAACUUCAACUGCUACUGUUAUUCCAGGAAGAGGAUCAAAACCAACAAUACCAACAGCAUAAUUCCCAUGCAGAGAUUUCGCCAAUACUGACAGCUCCAAUGAUAAUGUUUACACCGGCGAAACCACAAAUGUUUGGCUAUAUGGCGGACCUCGAGAAUUCCUUGGAAUUCGCAUCAAUGUCGUUUGAAGAGCAGUUUGAUAUUCAUACAAGAAUUCAAUUUCAGUCUCAAAACGCGCCCGAUCAACUGCGGCAAGUGCAAAAGAAAGAGGAAGAAGCUGAAGAAGAGGAAGGCGAUGAGCAGGAAGAGGAUGAUGAAGAGGAUGAAUUAUAUACCGAUGAUCUGCAGUCAAGCGAACAGACUAUAGCGCAGUCAAACUCAAUGCAGCCCAUUUUUCAGAGACUUCAUGAGGUUAGAGCUGAUAAUCAUCAUAUAUCUCUAACUAGUAUGCCACUGAUGCCUGAGAAGAAACGGAGGAAAUUGAGUAUCCAGCCGUUAACUUAUGAUCAAAUUAGAUUGACUCAGGGACUCUUGAGAAAGACAAUGAUUCGGCACUAUGAUACUGAGGAUCUUAAGAUUCAAAUAAAGAAAGAAAUAGCCAAAGAACAGAAGGCUUUGAAGGAUGCAUUAAAACGGCCCGGCAAAACGGCAUCGCCAAAGAAACGUACAAUAAGCAAAACGAGAUUACAAACCGUAUCCGUUGAUUUUACUCAAGUUUUAACUGGCCUUCAUGACCUAGAAGUGGUAUUUUCAAAUAAUCAUAUAUUAUCGUCAUCGUAUUGGUCUGCGAAAGGUGAUAAUUCUGGAGUUACAGAGAUGCGGAAUAUAGUAUCUGUUCUCCGUCAUCAGUACAAGAAUCGGAUAACAUUUGAAUUUAUUGACGACGAUCUAAAUCCCCAUUCUAUUGUAGAUGGUGUUAAAUUAUUGAAAUUCUCCGUAAUAUCAAGGUUAUGUGAACACUUGGAAGGUGAUAAUUAUGUAACCGGAUGGGUGCAUUUAAUAACAUACAAUGAUUUAAGUGAAUUACUAGGUUUUUCAUUAGAUAUAUCUGAUGAAAUGAUAGUUGUAAAUGAUGAUUCUUUAAUAUUUGAAACCCAAAAUGAACCUUGGAAAAGGUUAUUGAUGAGAUGGAGGUCUAUUUACGACAAAAAGUUAUUCAUUAUAUCUGAAUCUAAAGAAAUGAUGCAACUCAAGAUAGAAAAGGCCAAAUCUCGAGGCAGGCCAUUUAAAUUAGAUGAAAGGGAAAAGAAAUUGAAGGAGGAUUUGUUUAAUCAAUUAAUGUCCUACAAAGGAUUACUAGGAGCCCCUUCUAAAACUGCAAAAGAUCAGGCGCUUAUCAAGACUAACAAAUUAGAGUCCCUCAUUAAGGUUGUAUUAGAGAAAUACUGUUGGAUUGAUCCAAGUACAGUUCCCCCGGGCGGAUACAGAAGGUUGUUCUGA